AUGGCUGAGGCAGUAAGGAAGAGGCCGUCGCGUGCAUCAGAAAAAUACAAAGACAUAGAUUCACUUCCCGUUGUUACUGACCCAUUGCCAUUGAUAGCUGAACAAAAACAUAAAAAGGAUGAAUCCAUUAGUUCCCCUGAGGAAUUGUCGAAAGAGGUCGAGGCGUGUCAUUUGUGCAAUGAUGUAGUAAACUCACACGAAUCUUCGACUAAUGAAUCAUCAAAUGAAAUUUCUUAUCCCGAGGACGGGACAGACUCUUACGAUAUCACCAAAUAUUUUUCUUACCGAGCACUGUCUGAUGCGCUUGUAAAUGCUGAAGUCUGUUGCGAUGUUAUUCCCCCAAGAUCUUCCAUCGAAAGUGAUGACUUACUACUGGAACCAUUUGCUAUGGGGUUUGGAUCGUCUAAUGGGCAUCCACUCCUUCUUCUUAUCUCAGUCUAUGCUCAAAAUCAGCUAGUCUGGAAAUCUGCCAAAGAUACAUUAGAUCGUAAGCUGCUUGGGAUUUCGGAUGUCGAGAAGACUAUUUGGAAAGUGGAGAAAAACUGUGAUGCUCUAAAAGGGAUAUGUCGCGAUGGCUGUGAAGUCUCUCUGAAAUACGACUAUGAAACUGCCAAACUCGAUAGCAAUCAGCUGGGUCAUCUCGAAUCCUUGCAGAAGGAACUAAGAAGCUACCUACUUGAUCAACUAUCCAUGACCUCGUUUAAAGUCGCGAUCUCCAGGCUAGAAAUCGAGUCCUACCUGGCCCAGAUUUUGAGACAAUGCCCGGCAUUCGAAAACUUCUCUCCCAACGAACCCGUAAUUCUUCUACCGGAACGUAAUCUUGACCCAGAACUGGAACGACAAAUAAAGCUUCUUCGUGCUGUCACCUCAGUUCUCUUCACCUGCCUGCGUCAGCUUACCUUCAUUGAUGUCGCUGAGACCGGAACAGUCGCGCAACAUGAGCUUAUCGAUGACCUCAUUGGAUGGAUCACGUGCAUUACUGGCCGACUUGUCCGCCAAUGCCGGCUCAAGGAUCACGUCUACGUAAUGAUGCAGCUGCUACGAGUGCCGUUCAACAUCACUUACACUCCGCCCGCGAUUGGCUCUUCGUUGUGUGCUCUGCUGCAACCACCGGUGCUCGAUAUAGCAUGGUUUCGGGUUGAAGGGCGCUCUUUGGACUUCCUUUCUGAACCAGAGGUGGAAGCUCGUGGAACUCUGUUUGCAUUGUGUCUUCGAAUACUCAAGAAGGGGUUUCAAAUAAAUCAUCCUGGGGAAUCCAACCUUCAAAAGUCUGCUGUUUUACGGAACUUGGAUACCUCUAGUGGAGAUGGCGAGCAAAAAUGGACUGUUGUCGAUUCCGACGGGGAGAGUGAUGUGGAAUGGUCGGCCACCUCCUCGACUUCCGAGAAACAUGCCAACUCGAGUUUGUUGUCAGGCCGAUUUGACCUGAAGCAGGACAUUUUUGAUGUGAAGGGUGUUAGCGCUCUCAUUGACCAGGUCGAUAUGCCCGGUUUGAUCGAGUUCCUUAAUUCCCAUUGCGAUGAAAUUGGUACGCAAAAUAACCACGUAGUUCUAUUCUCCUUCGCUAAUUGGUUGAUUACAACACUCGAGCAAGCUGCGGACUUCUUGCAAACACCUCGUGAGGACGUUCCCCGAUUUCAACGGAAAUUGGUCAAACAGAUUACAGCCGUAAUCAGUACUCUUCUCUCGGGUUUGUGGUCUCUUAUUAAUCGUGCGAUUGCUCCAUCCUCAAAUCCCCCCCUACCCAGUCUCUAUCCCAACCUCCAUGGUCACGAUUCAACCGAUGUGAAGGUUAUUCUUGCUCAGUAUGACGAGCUUUGCCUGCGUGUGACAAGCUUGCUCCUCUCAAAUGCGGCUUCAUUUGCAACCAAACUCACAUGUUGGCGUCGCUUCGCCCGAAUGAGUCCCUUGCAUCUCUUCUCUUCUCGUGCCAAACUUCGAUUUUACCUCCUCCUCAUCUCGGCCAUCUCCCCACACGCGGGUGAUGUGGAAGGCGACUUUUGUGAUACCAGAUUCCUCGUUCACAGCGAGGACAUGCAACCCAUGGAUGAAACUGUCACAGAGGAGGGAAAAAUGGACGGAGUGGAGGUGGUAGAAUUACUUCGAGCCGCGCUGAUUGAUCAAGGAUGUCUCGCAGAUCCCUUCAUCACAGUUUUGGGACAAAUCGCCUCUCAGGAGUGUCGCCCACCGCCCCCUCCUGAUGACCAGGAACCGACCCAUUUGUGGCUGUCAAGUGGCAUUCCUGUCGUGGAGAGGCUGCUUGUGGGGCGGAUACUUGAUAUUUUAUUCAGGUUGUGCACUGUGCCUACGCUUCAAUCCGGAAAUGAGGAGUGUGACGGGUCAAAACUAUCAUUUGAUGCAAUCCCGAUAUCCACCAUUUGCGGCCGUGCCCAAAUAAUGGCGAUAGUCUCAGCUCAUCCAGCAUUCGCUUUUCAACACCUACUGGACCUAAUUAUCACCUCUGCUGUUCAACUCGAUACCACGACUGCUGUUUCUACCAAUAUCCCACAGAGACCGGAUCUCUCCUCAUGCAAUGUUUCUGCGGAGCUUCUUUUGGAUCUGAUUGAUGCACUCCCCCCAACCCCAUUCACACCAAAUGCAGAUGAUCUCGACAGGUUAUUCUGUUGGAUUGGUGGCCACCCCACGAGUGAAUUGCUUCCCCUCACCUCUCUUCGAAGUCAAAUUUCGCAGAAAUUGCUCAACAUUCUUCCAUGGGAAGCUGUGAACAACACUGCGUGGGCUGCAGUCGCAGUUGCCACUGCAUUUCAGCGCCGCAUUCUAGAAUCACAUCGUCAGCCUGUUUUGAGGCUUUCAGAGACAUUAAAAUACUACGCUAAAAGCGUUUUACCCAGAAGAUCUCCAACCCAUUCUCGACGCAGUUCCUCCCUAUCUCCACCCAGAAUCCCCUCCUCAAGUACCACUUAUCCUCCUGUGCCUUUUGACUCUGAAUCGGCUUCAAUCUACCACUGGACUAUGGAGCUUAUACUUCGUCUCCACUUGGAGCCUUCCACUGAGGCUCUCUCACGUCUUCUCAACGCUACUGACCAGUCGCAGAAUCCCCUAACCACUUUCCUCAUCAUCGAAUUUCAAUUACGCCAACAACCCAGACCGCCAUUACCCACAGAUCGUGAUGCUUGUCGGGCUUUACUGAAUUUGGCCUCUUUAGGUCACUUCGCGCUUGCUAUUGAGGCCUUUAGUCGGCUCUCCAUUUGUCAUGAGGCAGAGAAGAGGAAAUAUCACUCUUCUGUACCUUGUGAGUCGUUUAAGGAGUUCGUCCACUGUAUGCUCAAGUUGGACGAAGUCGAAUAUGUGAAUGAGUCCUUUAUGUCGUACUUGUGGGGCAAAUGGGGCUUGAGAUUUUGGAGGCAUAAGGAGGCGAAAAAUGAGACGGCGAGAAGGGGGAUACCCAGAGGACCGGUUCUGGAGGCAUUCCUUGGUGCCACGUUAAACGCAAGCAUCGGUUGCGCUGGUGAGGAUGAGAAGCACUCACUUUUGCAAGCGAAAAAAAUAGCCGAAGAGAGGUCUGAUAUUGCCUCCAAAACAUUAGAAGGUACCUCUGCUGAGGGCUUUACUAACCCCUUGUAUCAAAACUGUCGCAUAACGGCAUCUUCCUGGGCCGAGGGUCUCUCCAUUCUCAUUCCUGCCGAAGGAUUUCGAUUCUACACACCCCUCUUUCGCUCUUCUGCUGCUGCCGUAGCAACUGAUAGCGAUGAAUCUGAAGGAGCUGUGCGACUUGCGAUGAUUCAAGACCUCCUUCGAAGAGCGUCUGAGGACGAUGAGGGACCGUUUUGGUUGAUCGCCUAUUUGAUUGGAGCUGAUUGUAACGCUGGGGAUAUGUUCGGAGAAUAUAGCUUGUGGGACGAUGUGGUGGAUACAAUUACAUGGAACAGGAGCAUAAUAUUGGCUGUGGAUUAUUCGCGUUCAGGUUCUAAAGAUACAAGUGAUGGAGAAAAAUGUGUCACAUCUGUCUUUAUCGAGGCGGGUCUUUUGACCUCCACUUCAGCCGAAGAGAACCUGGGGCGAUUAACUCGGCAUCUUCCACUCGUGCAAGCCGUGUCUGCUCUCGUCGUCUGUCCUCUUCAUCAUCCCGCCUUCUUCCUUCUUCUCCAGCUGGCCAUUACUCACUGCUUUGCCUUCUCUCGUACUGCUGGUGACCCCUCAAUCAAUCUCUCCAAGCAGUGUGUAUCCUGCUUUCCACCUGGAUUUCUGCUUCUACGAACUCUCAGUUGGGAUAAACACAAUCUCUCAGUUAACUACAACACUGGGAUUCGAUCGUCUGUUUUGGAUACGUUUCUCUGCCGUCUGCGAGAGGCACUGCGUUACUGGCUCAAACGCGACUCUCAAGAUGAUGUUGUCGAUCCCUACGGCCUUCACAGCAGCAAUGCUGUCUCAUUGCUUCGAAUGACCACCAGUCUGCUCUCUGAUCUGGAACAAGCAGUGGCGUAUCGAACUCCCGACACAUUGAAUGUGUGCACGAUGUUGGAGAGGCUUAAGUCCUUCAAUGUAAACUCAGCUCUACAGAGUGUGAGCUUGGACUCAAUUGCAUCGAAGAUUUAUGCUGAAAUCGACCGGUGGCAUUUUCUUCGUGGCACACAUAGGCCCGUAAAGGAAGAUGUUGUUGACCGAUCCAUGUUGAAGUUCUCGGUGCGAAGGUUGGAUCCACCAAACGUUCAACAAUGUGGAUUUGACGAGACUAGCAUGUAUGGGCCACUUGAUAUACGACCGGAUAGAUGGUACGCACUGGUUCAAGUGUGCGUCGAAAGUUUAAAGAAUGUGGCUUUAAUGGCCACAGAGAGGGACAGGGAGCUUCAAAACCUCCACAAAAAACAACGAGAAGGCCUUCUACCACGCCUGUACAAAUCUAUCACUUGUCAUCAAUCAGAAGUUGUUGAAUGUCAACCAUUCAUCCCUAUUCCCGUGAUGACCUCAAGGUCCUGCAAAGGUGGUGCGCGAAUCACUCAGAACUAUCAAACAGCCCAACUGGAUGUGACUGUGGAAGCAGAGAACACGGAGGUCAGACGGAGGAUUGCAGGUCUUGUGGAGGAGGCAUGGAGUGCUGCGUUUAGCGCCGUCACUACGGUCUCCUGUCGUCAGUCUAUCGCCGCGGCUGAUCUUCUUCCCCCCUCCGUGCCGCGCGUGGAUGAGCCUGGGGAGGGUGUAAUGCGUGGAACCAGUGGUUGGGUUCUCUCCUCUUUCCGACUGGUCUCUGUGCUUCAGCGGAUUUUUGGACCAGAAAAAGUGAAAAAAGCACACAUGCAUGAUUGCACAGAACAGCUCAUCAGCAUAUUUCAUCUCCUCUGUCAAAUUUCCUCUGGACCCGCGUAUGCCUUUCCACCAACAAAGGUAGUGCUUUCUCAAUGCGUGGAUAUAAUGGCCGAAAAUCUGCUCUCUUCUGGCGACUGCGGCUAUGAGAUGGUGCUGGACGCAUUGACGGGUUCGCGCCAACUCCUGCAAUUGCUUGCCAAACUGUGGCCCCGUCUGCUUGAGGCCUCACUGCAAGCCAAACCAGGAGGCCGAGUAAAACACUUCCUGUCUGUGUAUCGUUGUUUGCCACUGAUUGUACAACAGUGCGGUGCUCAAAUCGCGCAUGAUCUGCUAACAAAGAUGUGGCCUUUUGAAUUAGUACUGGAGUAUUACUAUUUGGUCCUUCAGUUUCCGCCUUUACUGGGAGAUAAAACGGAGGAUCCAUCUCCUCAUUCUCCUCCAGCCAAAAGUGCCGCAAAAUUCGGUGGGGCUGCACAGCUGGACAACCUCAUUAUAGAAGCAUUCCACUGUUUAGUUGCAGUUAACACACAAUCCAACCACGAUGAUGCAUCUAAGGAUCUCGUUGAGGUUGGUCAACUCUCUUUGCAUAAUAAUAAUAAAUGCUUUUUGAGCUCUCCUCUCUGUCUCUUCCCGUCCAUAGUUGAUUCGCGGACAAGUGGUGUCGUAUUUCGAGUUCAACUUCCCACAUACACUCAAAAUCCAUCCACUCAAGAGGAGUUGUGGAAUCUGACAAAAGUGGCGAUUUGCAAUAACUUUUCUACCCAUUUUGUAUAUCCACUCUCAACCGAUGAUAUAAGACACUUCUUGGAGAAGGCGAAUGAGCGUGCAUCACUUGCCUACGAUGGCCGCGAUCUCUCUGCCAGCACAAAAGGAGCCAUCAUUGAAUGUCUGGGCACGCUAAAUCAACAGUUGGGAGUGAAGUUGAGUCGAUGUGUUGAGUUGGACCACUUGCCUCUGCAAAUCGCCCACAACAUUUUGAUGCAAAGCGUGCUGAAUUACUUCUGGCCACGAGUGAUCGAUGCUGACGCAUCCCCGAAUGAUGGUGGAAUACUUCAACGCGGCUUGACGAAGUUGGCCGAUAUAAUCGCUGAUCUUUAUGCAUCUAGGGAGACAAUCGAACUUCCGCGGUUGUUCAACGCAUUUCUUAACGCCUUCGUGACACGCAUCUUCUGUAAGCCCUUUAACCUCACUGAAGUGCACUUGCUUGAUCAACUGAAUCAAGCCUGUGCUACACACGCAGAACGUUGCGGACUACUCGAGGGCUUUCCAUGGGCAGUUUGGCAGCCCACAGCAUGUGUAUUGUCAAUCCUUACCGAAUUCAUAACUACGCCUCCCCAAUCAGUUCGUUGCUCUGUGCUGGUGGCAUUGUCCUACAUGCUAUCUCGCGUGUGCUGGGACAACCCGCCGACGGAUGUACACUUGGCAGAGCAUGUCGACAAACUUGUGGCUCUGACCAUCUCCAUUGUCUGCUGGUACGAUGCAGUUGAAGAUAAACAGAAACUCAUAUCGUGCUCGGAAAAUCUGCGACGUUUCAUGGAAGGCUGUCGAAUUUUCCUUCUGAAGCAACAUAGCCAUGCUCGACUGUUACCCGACAACCUCGCAAAGAUUAAGCUGCGUCUUCGACCCAAUGACAUUACAAACACCUCUGAUUUGGUGUUUGUGGAUUUCUUCAGACUCCUUUCUCUUGCCUCUCAUGUUGGUGAAAACUACACAAAGACAUACACUUUCACUGCGACUCUUGAUCCAUCUCUCUUCUCCAUGUGCACUUCAACUCCGGAGAUUGUUGCCCAACGACGGGCAUUCGUCAGCCUCUGUGUGGACUUGCUUAUUGCUGUGGAUUUUGCGGAUGAACAUGAAGUGCCUGCAUCCACCGCCACAAAGGAGGACCAACCUGUUGAACCAUCUACCAGCACUCCAUCGCGUGCCUAUUCCCUGCUCAUGACUGGCGUUCUGCCUGUGGCCAGCUGCGCCAUUGGAGCUAUUGUAAACAGUAUCACUUCCUGCCAUCUUUGGAAACAGGUUUUCGGCACGAGACAGAGUACUGACGCUGAAGUGUCUGACGCCUUUGCAAAGCUGACUGAGUGCGAGGGACCUGUCAGGGGCUUUGUUUGGCGGAUUUGCAGUCUCUUGAGCGACUUGGAGGGCUGCUGUGCGGUGGACUGUUGGGAUUCAGUUAAUUCGAACGGAUUUAAAGAGACCGUGAGCUAUUGCGAAGAGCUGUUAAGGCUGUGGUCAAUUAAUGGAUCUCUUUCAAGUAUUGUCGACGCAACAUUCGUGUGCUGGAUGUCUGAGAGGCCUAUUGGUGAAUCCAGCACAUCUUUGAUGUCUAUGGAAGAGAUUGGGCAGGUGCGGACGAGGACGCUCUGCAGACCCCUGCUUCGGGCUCUGCUCUACCAUCUGUCCAUCGUCUCCACGUGCUCAUCGUUACCAUCAUCAGUCUCAUCCUCAGAGCCGGCCUCCCAGUUGCAGUCACCCCCUCCCUUUGUGACUGUCAUCAGUUUAAUUGACAAGUGCUUGUGGAUUCUGCUACAGACAAAUCCCUCCAGAUGCAAUCUUCCCACGAUUCCAACUGAUUUUGAGACUCGAAUGAUGCGUAUUUGUGAGGUUUUUGAGGAUGGCUUCAAAGUUGAGACACAGGCGAAUUCUCGGUUUGGCAAUAGUGGCUCUUGGCUAGUACCCACCUGUCUUUCAUGCAAAAAGCUCCUCCCACUCUUUGCUUACGCCUACGCCAGAUGGAUAAAAAUCGUCUCCGCUGCUGAUAAUAGGAGCAGUAGUGAGCCUUCAAUUCGCUCAAACCAGAGGAGGAGUGCCUACUUAUCUAGCGCCUCGGACUCUCCUGCCAUACUGCUGGCUGAUGUAAUGCACUGGUUUGCCGUGCUUGAUUUGAGUCCUUCGGACGUUUGUGCUGACAAUUGUACUGCGUCCACUCAGCUGACUGGGGUGCUUCUACUCCUCCAUUUGAGCCUGAAGCUCCUCCUUUCAGUGGAGGAUUUGAAGGCGUGCAGUUCGUCGCAGAAGAAAGCACCACAAAUUCAUGCUUUUCUCAAUUGCCUACAAGUUCUCAUCACUAAAUGGGAGGUGCUGACCCACAUCUCGGGCAUCUCUCAAAAGGAAGCAAAUUUUGUGACCAAAUUCUGCGAAAUGACGAACUGUUUGAUUGGGCUGGUAGAGGAGUGGCAGAUCUCACGUGGAGGCGUGGCGGGAGGCGAUAGUGCAGACGCCAACCGCGGACUAGCGCGACUGCAGAGUGGAGGAGACGAAGGGACGAGUAGCAGAGGUGACCGCAGCGCCACCGACAUCGCUCAGUCGGCGGUCUGUGCACUGCUGACGCACCUGCACGACCAAACAGGCGACACGGACUCGCCCCACUCCCCAGCUGUCUGGCUCAUGGGCGAGCACCUACUCACCGCCUUUGUCUUCCUGUGCCAACGACUAUGGUCUCCCCUGCCCAAUUUCGUAGAUUCCCUUCUCGCCUUCCCGCUUUGCACCACUUCUAUUCGCGCCGCCUCCCAGCACGGUACUGGCUGA
Messenger RNA from Echinococcus granulosus, 8793 nucleotides. RefSeq lists its product as hypothetical. Bases 1 to 8793 code for a protein of 2930 amino acids. Gene Ontology annotation, biological process: autophagosome maturation. NCBI's taxonomy places the organism in Eukaryota, Metazoa, Platyhelminthes, Cestoda, Cyclophyllidea, Taeniidae. The transcript is spliced from 33 exons. Gene Ontology annotation, cellular component: cytoplasm. The record is from RefSeq and is a predicted model, not a curated record.